Pezoporus flaviventris is the source of this 3068-nucleotide messenger RNA. RefSeq names its product inositol 1,4,5-triphosphate receptor associated 1 (gene IRAG1). The coding region runs from base 506 to 3043 and encodes 845 amino acids. The transcript has 21 exons. The record is from RefSeq and is a predicted model, not a curated record. NCBI's taxonomy places the organism in Eukaryota, Metazoa, Chordata, Aves, Psittaciformes, Psittacidae.
GAACACGAUGUAAACUGAUGUAAACUGUUUCAUCUGUUCUUCCUACUUGUCAGUUUUAAUCAGAAAUUAGUAAGUAGAGCUUAUAUGCAAUGAACUUGAAGAAUGCUAAUGGGAUGCCUGCAUCAUGUUGUACUCAGAGUACUUAUGCCAGAAUAGGAAAGCCUUUAAUGCUGUAAUUCUCUGAGGCAAGAAAGAGGCUUUCUGAAGAGUUACUUUAAAUUUAAACUCUCAUUCUAAUGUUAGACAGCCUGUUGGAUCUCUGAGUUAAAAAUUGCUUCAGCUUUAGUUACUAGAGCCAGAUGUAACAUUGACCUUAAAUGGUAAAAGCUCCCAAGAGUGAAAGAGAGGCUGGCCUGAAGGGAAAAAGAGGAAUAACUGAAGUUUUAGCCUGCAGAUCACGAGGCCUCAGCACUAACGCCUUCAGGCUAACUGGAACCAAAUAUUCUCAGCAGUGCAUUUUCCUGUUAGUCCACCUUGCAGUUCCACGUGCUUCACACUGCCCACCAUGCCAACCUUACCUGAAGACAAGGGACAAUCAGAAGAGGCACAACACAACAUUUCUCCUCCAGCCAAAGACACUAUUGUUGAAGGGACAGUGUGCAGUACACCUUCUAUUGUUCUUCCAGAGAAUGCUGUAGCACCAGACAUGGAAAUUGAUAAAAAUCUGGUUAACAGGUCUCGUAGUCCUCAUAGGAGACAUUCUAACCGUGCCACUAGGAAUGCAACAAGUUCAUUGACUUCUGUUGACAACAGCGGUCAUGUGAUUGACCUGGUAAAUGAUCAGUUACCUGAUGUAAAAAUAUCAGAGGAAGACAAAAAGAAGAACCUUGAAUUACUAGAAGAAGCAAAGAAAGUGAGUGAGAGGUUUCUCAUGCGCAGAGGCAGAAAGUCAAGAAGCAGCCUUCCUGAGUCACCCACAGCAGUUUCCCCUACACUUAGUCCUAAAGUUUCACCAGUAGCAUCUCGGAGCAACUCUCUCACUCUUCCAGUUCCAUCAGGGUCUGAUGGAUGCACAACCACUAGUGUCGAGUCAGUAUGUCCAGGGCAGAAUAACAGAACUGUGAAAGAGGAUGACAGGCAAACGGUAGAGAACGCUGCAAAAGGACUAGUUGAUCGAAGGCAGAAUGAUCAAAGAAAGAUUUCUCAGGGAAGGUUGGUUCCUCGUUCUGCUGGUUUUGAAAACUCCAAAGAGAAGCUCUCAGAACAAAAAGAAAACUUCGAUCCACGUAAACACAUGGAUACUUUACCUAAAUGCUCCCCUUCAUGUGGUGAUGGUGGCAGAAUGUCUCUUAAUGCUUACAUGAAUGUUUGUGAAAAUGAACUUGGAAAAUCGUUCCUCAAGAAAUCAAAAGAAAAUGAUGUUCCUCUAAGAACCCAUCUACCAACAUCAGGAAAUAUAGACUCAAAGCUCAAAAUUCCUGUUCAAGAAAUGAGGGACCAUAAAGUUUCAUUUAAACCAGAAUUUAAACUGUGUGGACCUCGUCCUCCUCUACUACGGGCUGUAUCAUGGGAUAGCUUGGAGCCUGGACAGAAAGAUAAAACACCUUUAAAAUUACCAUCUGAGGAAGAUAAAAGCUUUGUUGUUGGUAACAAAUCCAGCAAUCAGUUAAAAGCAUUCAAAGACCUUCAAAUCCAAGUUCAACCAGUUCGAAUGCAGAAAUUGACAAAGCUCAGAGAGGAGCAUAUUUUGAUGAGAAAUCAAAAUUUAGUUGGACUCAAACUCCCUGAACUUAGCGAAGCCGCUGAACAAGAGAAAGGCCCUUCACCUCUUCCUUCCCCCACUGAAGAGGAAGAGACAAAGAAUAGCUCUGAUGUCAUGCCCAGCAUUCCUGAUGUAUUGCUGCGAAAACUACGAGUGCACAAAUCACUUCCGGCAAGCUCUCCUCCACUUACUGAAAAAGAAGUUGAGAAUGUAUUUGUACAACUUUCCUUGGCCUUUAGAAAUGAUAGUUAUACCUUGGAAUCUAGAAUUAACCAAGCAGAGCGAGAGAGAAAUCUUACUGAAGAGAAUGCUGAGAAGGAACUGGAAAGCUUUAAAGCAGCUAUUACGUCUUCAGCUCACUUAUGGCAUCAUUAUGAGCACAGAGAAGCUUACCAGAAGCUGUUGGAGGAUAUUGCUGUUCUGCGGCGUUUAGCUGCUAGACUAUCUAGUCGUGCUGAGAUGGUUGGAGCUGUUCGCCAGGAAAAGCGUAUGUCAAAGGCAACAGAAGUAAUGAUGCAGUAUGUGGAAAAUUUGAAAAGAACAUAUGAAAAGGAUCAUGCUGAACUAAUGGAGUUCAAGAAACUUGCCAAUCAGAAUUCUAGCAGAAGCUAUGGGGCAUCUGAAGACGGAGUACCUCGUUCAACUAGAUCCAUGUCUCUUACUGUUGGAAAGAAUAUGCCUCGGAGGAGAGUCAGUGUUGCUGUUGUUCCUAAAUUUAACUCCUUAAACAUUCCUGGUCAGUCACCGACAGCUUUACCUAUACCUUCAGUGCCAUCCCAGUCUGAAUCACCUAGUAAUGGAAGAAGCAAUCUAACAUCUACUCCUGUUCUGCCAGCACUUUUAGAAAAUGGAAAGAGUAAUGGAGAGCCUGACUGUGAAACUGCUACUUCUGUGCUGCCACACGGUGGGUUGGAAGAGGUCAAUCCUGAAACUAAAGCCAAGAUAGAAGAGGAAGCAUAUAACAAAGGUUAUCGGGAGGGCUUGAAGAAAACCAAAGAACUUCAGGAACUGAAGGAAGAAGAUGAAGAGACACUAAAAGAAAGUCCUGAUGAACAUGAAGAAAGUGAAAAUGAACAUGAGAUAAAAACCCUGAAAAGCAGCAGACUUGAAGUCAUCAUUAAUUAUUUACAUAUACUGUACCCCAAACUGUGUAAACACUGGAAUGUGGUAUGGCUGGUAGUGGCUGCAAUAAUAAUUUUUGCUGUGGUGUUGGGAAUCUACCAUUCAUUCAACUCCUGUGAUGAAAAAUCAGAGGGACCUGAAGGGAAGGCUAGCUGUUCUGCUGCCCAUCAACAUUCCUGGUGGAACUCAGGAUUUCAACAUGAGCAACACACUGAAUAAUAAAGGAACAAGCAUGUACUUAUGG